This is a messenger RNA of Patella vulgata (common limpet), 2023 nucleotides long. RefSeq names its product putative ankyrin repeat protein RF_0381. Lineage: Eukaryota; Metazoa; Mollusca; Gastropoda; Patellidae. The record is from RefSeq and is a predicted model, not a curated record. The transcript is spliced from 6 exons. Gene Ontology annotation, molecular function: protein binding. Gene Ontology annotation, biological process: intracellular signal transduction. Bases 130 to 1440 code for a protein of 436 amino acids.
GGUAGUCUAAACAAAGUAUAUCGUAAAUGUAAUGUGUGUGAAACAGCUUUAUUUAACGUCCGCUUCCACCGAGGUGAUAUCGCAGACAAUUAACAGGAAACAGAGAUAACCAAUAACCUGUAAAGCAAGAUGUCACUAGAAGGUGAUGAAUUGGUCAAGGCAAAUGCUCAUGAAGUAGUCGAAUUCUUUAAAGCCAUCAAAUCAAAUAACAUCAAAUGUGUCACACGAAUGUUGAAAAAGAAAUUAGUUGAGACCAAUGUUUGUGAUCUGGACGAUUCCUGCAAAUCUCCUGCUUUGUUGGUAGCUUGUCGGCUUGGAUAUAAAGAAAUUGUUUCUAUUCUUUUAAAAGAUAAAAACAAACCCGCAGACGUCAAUGCCGAAAACUUGAUAGGAAUACGCCCAAUAUGGGUAGUAGCACAAACUGGAAAUGGUGAACUAGCCGAACUGUUAUUGGCAGGAAACACAUGUCAAGUGAAUUAUAUUGAUAAAGAUUCCGGAUGCAGUCCACUGUACAAGGCAGUGUUGGGUAAUCAUACCGAGGUUGUACAACACAUGAUACAUGUUGGGGCAGAUGUGAACACAAGGCGCUUUGGACUUGAGUUAGAAGGAGAAACUGUCCUAAUCAAGGCUAUCCAACUCAAUAAUAAGGAUAUGUGUGAACUUCUAAUAAAUUCUCUGUGUGAUCUGAAGGCUAAAACUAGUGGUGGUUUAACUGCAUUACAUUAUGCUGUUUCGUAUUGUCGAUACGAAAUAUGCGAUCUUCUUUUAGAAAAUAAAAUUAAAUUACAUUCGUCAACUCCUGAAGGUGCCACCGCCAUGACAGUUGCAAUUGACCAAAACAACCCAGUAAUGGUUCAGAAGCUGUUAGACUGGGGUUACAAAAUGGACAGCAAAUAUAAAUAUUUAGAAACACCGUUAGAACAAGCGAUUAAAGUGCAUCACGAAGAUUGUGCUAUGGUUUUAGUAAAAUAUGGAUGCUGCGUAGUCAGAAAGAAACAUAAACAAUCUUAUUUCAAGAUGGCUGUUAACGAAAAACUGGAACGUUUGAUGGAGCUUCUUGUGGAUGUUUAUCCUUGGUUUCUGAAAGAAAAGUGGAUUUGGAAACGACAGUGGCCCGUUUCUAUCUAUAAUACACCACGUAUCAUAGAAUGGCUCAUAUCACAAUCUUCAAACACCAAAACUUUAAGAUAUUUGUGUAGGAGCAGAAUUUUCAGAACAUUGGGUCAUUUCCCAAGUGUCAAAAUGGAUCAGCUACGUAUUCCAGAGAAUAUCCGGGAAUAUAUUUCAUUGAAUAAUACAAAGGUGGCAUUGGAAGAAAAUGUGCUGCUUUCUGAAGACUGCCCCUAUGAUUGUCCUGCAAUGUGUUCACGCCGUUAUUGCCCCCCAUUAGAUAUCUCUGAUACAGACGAAGAUAUGGAAGCCUAUAACUACCAUUCAUAAUUUCUACUUUUCGCCCCUUCAAAACACCAAAGUCGAAAAGUAGAAGUUACGACAAAAUGUGAGACGACGGCACGCAAUACAAGCCAAAAUCGACUCGAAAAUAGGAAAUUAAGAAAUAAUACACCGCGAUAAUAGCGCCCCUCGUUUUUUCCUAAUUUCUUAUUUUCGACUUGCAUUUUGGCUUGUGGUACCGUCUUGUCGACUUUCGCCUUAGACAUAUUUUUGUAUUAUUGAUGUCAAGUAAGAAGGCGCCAACACGCAUACCAAGCCAUCAUGCAACUCGAAAAGUAGAAAUUGGGAAAUAAACACACGCGCUAUUAGCAACCUAUCAUUUUGGCUUGCUGUCGUACUGGCGACUUUUCGAGUUUCGCCUCGGAAGUGGUUGUAGUCUCAAUUUACCAGGUCACAUUUAAAUACGUGCAAACAGGGCUCACACUGGCUUUCAUUUUUUUACGCCAAAUGGGUAAUAACUUUUAUUUAAAAAAAUUGUUCAUAUUUUUUCUCCGCCAACUAUACGAAGAUGCCCCCAUUAGAUAUCCCUGGUACAGACGAAGACAUCGACACCUAGUCUAUUAAUUUAUUA